CUGUCCACGCCUUCUUCACCCCAUCAUCAGCGCUGUGUCCUUACUCACUCCGGUCAGACACAAACUGCUAACUGACAAGGAUGGCGACGCUCUCUCUGUGCGCACACUUUGUUCUUCUUUUUCUGUGGCCUCACUUGCUGUCUGCAGCACCUACCACUCAGGAUGACCUUGUAAUCACAACUAAGCAUGGAAAAGUUCAAGGGAAGAUGUUUUCCGUGUUUGGUGGUGAUGUUCGAGCAUUUCUUGGAAUUCCUUAUGGAAAACCACCUGUGGGGAAAUUGAGGUUUAGAGCUCCACAGCCAGCAGAUGGAUGGCCAGGGGUGCGGGAUGCUACUAAAUUCCCACAUAGCUGCCACCAGGUGCUGGAUACAGUCUUCCCAGAGUUCAAAGGUGCAGAGAUGUGGAACCCAAACACUCCUCUGAGUGAAGACUGUCUGUACCUAAACGUCUGGUCCCCACGUUUCAACAAAACCCAGCCUCAGAACAUGGCACUGGCUCCUGUCCUUGUCUGGAUCUAUGGAGGCGGGUUCAGUACGGGAACGUCCUCUCUGGACAUUUAUGAUGGUCGAAUCUUGAGUAAAUCUGAAGGUGCUGUUGUGGUAUCAAUGAAUUACAGACUUGGACCUUUGGGUUUCCUGUCCCUUCCUAACAACAAGAAUGUCAGGGGAAAUGCAGGGCUGCUGGACCAGCGCCUGGCACUCCAGUGGGUAGCCAAUAAUAUUGCUUCUUUUGGAGGUGAUCCUACAAAGGUGACUCUGUUUGGGGAGAGCGCUGGAUCAGCAUCUGUGGGCUUCCACCUGCUCUCCCCAGACAGCCAUAGUCUUUUUCAAAGGGCUGUGAUGCAGAGUGGCUCUCCUAAUGCACCCUGGGCCUCAAUCAGCCAGACCGAGGCCUGGCAAAGAUCCACGAAGCUGGCAAAGUUACUGGGGUGUCCCACAUCUGAUCCAGCAUAUUUGGAAGUGUGUCUGCAGAAGGCUCAACCUGAGAAAAUCACGGCGAAGCAAUAUGAUGUUCUCAUGCAGCCUUCAGUCUUAGGUCUACCGUUCGUCCCUGUUGUUGAUGGGGACUUCCUACGAGAAAAAGUCGAAGUGCUGCUGAGUACCGGUAAACUUCCAAAGAAAGACCUGCUUUUAGGCUUAAACAAGGAUGAAGGAACCUACUUUCUAUUGUAUGGAGUGCCUGGAUUUAGUCUAACUCAGAGUCUCAUCACCAGGAAUGAGUUCCUGCAUGGAGUGAACCUUACAAUGACAAAUGAAAAUUAUGUGACAAGAGAAGCUGCCAUUUUCCAGUACACUGAUUGGACAGAUGAGAACAGCAAGAUGGGAAAUCGUGACUCACUGGGUACUCUGGUUGGAGACGGACUGUUCGUUUGUCCUUUGCUAGAGUUCGCUCACAGGUACUCACAACAUGGUGGUAAGACUCUCCUUUAUUUAUUUGACCACCGAUCAUCCAUCAACCCUUGGCCAGAAUGGAUGGGCGUUAUGCACGGCUAUGAGAUAGAAUUUGUCUUCGGAAUGCCUCUGAAUGUAUCCCUGGGAUACACGAAGAAUGAAGUCAACAUGACCAAGAAGUUCAUGAAACACUGGGCCAACUUUGCCCGGACAGGGAAUCCAGACAUUGAUGGAGCUAAAUGGCCUGUGUUCACCCCUGAACAGCAGGAGUAUGUGACUCUGAACUACAACCAUCCAGAAGUGAGGACAAUGAUGAAAGCUAAAGAGUGUCACCUCUGGAACAAAUUAAUCCCCAAAAUGGAGAAAGUCUCAGAUGAUCUGCUGCAGUGUGUUAAUGGGAUUAAAAUACUCAACUGUAAUUACAUGUUACUCCUCAUUGUAUUGGCUAUAGCUUUGACCUACUGAUAAACUGAAGUGACUGGCCAGGUCUGCACUGUUUCAUACAGCCUCAUAACAGU
Molecule: messenger RNA, 1909 nt
Organism: Larimichthys crocea (large yellow croaker)
Lineage: Eukaryota; Metazoa; Chordata; Actinopteri; Sciaenidae
Product: acetylcholinesterase
Exons: 10
Coding region: 81-1856 (591 amino acids)
Biological process (GO): choline metabolic process; acetylcholine catabolic process
Cellular component (GO): plasma membrane
Molecular function (GO): acetylcholinesterase activity
Source: RefSeq, a predicted model, not a curated record